Liolophura sinensis is the source of this 7362-nucleotide messenger RNA. RefSeq names its product ABC transporter G family member 23-like. The transcript is spliced from 21 exons. Lineage: Eukaryota; Metazoa; Mollusca; Polyplacophora; Chitonida; Chitonidae. The record is from RefSeq and is a predicted model, not a curated record. Gene Ontology annotation, biological process: transmembrane transport. Bases 85 to 2202 code for a protein of 705 amino acids. Gene Ontology annotation, cellular component: ATP-binding cassette (ABC) transporter complex; membrane. Gene Ontology annotation, molecular function: ATP binding; ABC-type transporter activity; ATP hydrolysis activity.
AACAAGUUAGCAGUAGGAGACACUUGAUAGGUCAUGAGUUGAGAGUAUCUUUUGAUCUUUUAGUCGUCUGCGUCCAAAAACAAGAUGGACGAGCAGAGCCCGGCAGUGUGGGUGAGAGGUGUGGGCAAACACUACGGCUCUGGGAAGAACAAACUUCAGGUGAUGACUGGCCUCAACAUGACCGUCCCCCAUGGAGCCAUCUAUGGCUUGCUGGGCCCUAGUGGCUGUGGGAAGACCACAUUACUACGCUGUAUUAUUGGUAGGUUGAACAUUGACUAUGGAAAUAUUGUUGUACUGGGCGAUACACCUGGAGCAAAAAACCAUGGUAUUCCUGGAAAUAUGGUGGGAUAUAUGCCUCAGGAUACAGCUUUGUAUAAUGAGUUCUCCAUUCUGGACACCCUGAUGUAUUUUGGACGACUUCAUGGCAUGGACAGGAGAGAGAUCAAACACCGGACAAAGUUUCUGCUAGACUUCUUGUCCCUGCCCAGUCGACGCAGACUAAUUAAAGAGUUGAGUGGAGGUCAGAAAAGGCGAGUGUCCUUUGCCGUGGCAUUGUUACAGGAGCCUGAGCUGCUAAUACUGGAUGAGCCCACAGUUGGAGUGGAUCCUGUCCUCAGAGAAAAGAUCUGGAGUCACCUGAUGGAGAUCACCCAGGGCAGUCAUCACACGACAGUCAUCAUCACAACACACUACAUUGAGGAGGCUCGCCAGGCUGAUGUGGUGGGCCUGAUGAGGAAUGGGUGUUUACUUGCGGAGUCUGCACCUGCUGAUUUGAUGUUACAGUAUUCUCAGCCGAGUUUGGAGGAUGUGUUUCUAAAGUUGUGUCGUGAUGAUGAGAAUGCACGUGGCCACCAUCCUCAGUGUCCAACCCUGAACAGUGACACUCAGGAUUUCAGCCAUGCUGCCAUCACAGCUAUGGACAGCCCAGACCUGUGUACCUCUACAACACAGCUCACUCUCUCAGUCCAUCACAGAGCUCCCCAUGGCUUCAUCCACGUGCUUAGCUCCAGUGUUGUGGAAUGCUGCACUUGCCCCAAGCUUACCAACAUGGCUGCCCUCAUCAUUAAAAACUUGACCAUCAUGAAGAGGAACCUGGGGUUUCUACUCUUUGAGUUCAUGCUGCCCUCCAUACAGAUCAUUCUGUUUUGUCUGUGUAUUGGGAAAGACCCGUAUGACCUGAAUAUUGGAAUUGUGAAUAAUGAUCAUGGACCAUUUGGGGGCUGGUUUAUACAACGGUUAGAUAAUAGGACAUUCCAUAUGAAGAUGAACUAUUCCGACUUAAACGAAGCCCUGUCAGAUGUAAGGGCAGGUAACUCUUGGGGUGUCAUCCACAUGGGGGAGAACUUCACCAGUGAUUUAGUGCUCAGGUUUAGGAACAUGUCAAGUUUAAGCAAUGAUACGAUAUCAGGAGGCAGUGUGAAGCUGAAUCUGGACAUGACCAAUCAACAAAUUUCGCUGAUAAUUCAGGAGCGGGUAGCAGAGGCAUUCCAGUCGUUUAUGUCUUUUGUCUUAGAGCUAGCUGAUCUUCCCCCAGGGCUGGCACAGCUACCUAUCCAGUUAGAAGAUCCUGUCUUUGGAACAAGACAUCCAAGUUUUACUAACUUCAUGGCCCCUGCCAUUAUCCUCAGCACCACAUUUUUCCUGGCCACUGGUCUUACUGCCCUCUCAUUCAUCAUGGAGAAGAAAGAAGGCCUGCUGGACAGGAGCCUUGUGGCUGGUGUGUCGUCUGUUGAGAUCAUGCUCUCCCAUGUUUGUACACAACUCAUGGUCAUGGUUGUGCAGGUCGGCCUUCUUCUUGUCUUCGCUCUUAUUGUCUUUAAGGUGCCGUACAAUGGUCCAUUGAUAUGGGUGAUCCUGCUAGUUCUUUUACAAGGCUUCUGUGGUAUGGCCCUGGGUCUGGUGAUAUCUGCAGCCUGUGAUAAUGAAAACUCUGCUACUCAACUGGCCUUAGGCUCCAUGUAUCCCAUGCUGCUCCUGAGUGGUAUUAUUUGGCCUGUGGAGGCAAUCCCUCACUGGCUGUGGUAUGUGAGUAUUUCUCUACCCAUGACCUAUGCUGGAGAAGCCAUGAGGUGUGUCCUCAGCCGAGGUUGGUCAAUGCUUAACAUGCCUGUGUGGAGAGGGUAUGUUGUGACCAUAGGCUGGGGAGCGGGACUACUUCUGCUGGCACAUAUCAUCAUGAAGAUUAGCAGUAAUGGCCACUGAAUCAUAUGUCACCUUGACAUAGGUGUCAUGAGUAUAAGAGAACUUUAUCGUAGUCAUGGUAGACUUUACAAGGUCAAGUGGUUACAUCCUCAGAUCUGAUAGAGGUUACUGGGAUCAUUGCCAGAGGAGAAUUUUACUGUAGUUACAUGGAUCUUACAAGAUCAAGUGGUUACAUCCCCAGAUCUGACAGAGGUUACUGGUAUCAUUGCCAGAGGAGAAUUUUACUGUAGUUACAUGGGAUCUUACAAGAUCAAGUGGUUACAUCCCCAGAUCUGACAGAGGUUACUGGGAUCAUUGCCAGAGGAGAAUUUUACUGUAGUUACAUGGGAUCUUACAAGAUCAAGUGGUGACAUCCCCAGAUCUGACAGAGGUUACUGGGAUCAUUGCCAGAGGAGAUUUUACUGUAGUUACAUGGGAUCUUACCAGAUCAGGUGGUUACAUCCCCAGCUUUAACAUAUGUAAAAUUGUACCUUUAUACAAGAUCAAGUGGUUACAUCCCAGAUCUGACAGAGGUUACUGGGAUCAUUGCCAGAGGAGAAUUUUACUGUAGUUACAUGGGAUCUUACGAGAUCAAGUGGUUACAUCCUCAGUUCUGACUGGCGGAGGAUUUGACUUGAAGAUACAAGGAAUCUUAUAAGAGCCAGUGGUUACAUCCUCAGAUCGAGAUCACACGGAAUCAUGAAAUCAGAUAAUCAGUGGGUUAAUCCUGAGAUAUGGACACAUUAGCGUGGGAAGAUCAUAUUUUGUUUAUGGAGUAGGGCCAAAUUAUAUUAGUGUCAUUGGAUCAUAAAGAUCAAGUAAUGAAAUUGAUGUAAGGAAAGCCACUGUGUAGCAUGAUGGAGGCAUGAUGAUAAUGCUAUUUAGCAUUACAGCGACCACAUUGGUGAGAGGCUUCUGGGUCAUUACGCUGCGCUAGCGCGCUAACCAACUGAGCCAUGGAGGCCUCCCAAAUAUUUUUAGAACAUUUAUGGAGUACUAUUCAUUCAUUAAUUCAGCUCUAGUGUCUGACUUUAUGUUCACGUUAAUAAACUUAAGUUUGAAGCCUUUGUCACAUGCAAGAAAUUUGGUCUACAAGAAUAUUAUUUAAAAAUGAAAUAAAGUAAAACUUGAUCAUUUACAUAGGCAAGCUUGUAUUUCCUUCAGUUUGCUUAUUACAUUUGUUAUUAAAAACUGGGCCGUAUUGCCACUGGAUCAUGAAAACAUGGCUAUGCUAAAAAUAGUGUACCAGCACAUAAAUUUUUGUACCAGCAACUCUAACUUGUGCUCAUGAAUAUUAGUCCAGUCAUGUUUGGUGGUUUGUGUCAGCAGUUUGUGAACUGAAUUUUUUACUGAGUCUGUGAAUGUAAGCUUGUAUUGGUCAGAGUCCACUCAUAAAGCCCUGAAGUAUCCUUCCUAGAUGCCAGCUGUUUUAACUGUCUGUCAUCAUAUUGUUUUAUCUUUCUCCAUCAUAGCUGCAGAGCUACAUUUGUAAGUGAUUGAGACUUUGUAUAAUCAAUACUUGUGUUUAUUAAGAUGGGCUGGAAGUGGAGAAUUUUGACCUACCUGUGUGUGUGUAUAAGUAUGUGUGUUUAUAACUGAUGGUGUUAAGGAAGAGCGAUUAUACAAUUAGUUUGGGACAACUCACAGGAACACACUCAAAGGAUGCAGAAACAGUGCAAUGAAAUUGGCUUAUGUGCUUCAACGUGCUUCAUCUCAUCUCAUUCUAUGCAUAAAGAAAAGUGAAAAUGUGAUUUACUUGCCCUAGUGAUAUACACAAUUGUAUCUUUUGCAUUUUACGCAUUUGAAACGAUCUACAUAAAAUCACGACUUCAGCCAUUUUUGUGUUAUGGUGACCUUAUUUUUCUCUUCAAAAGGUUGCUGUUUUUUCCUUCUUCUUUUUGUCUAGGUAUUCUUUCCCAGCAGCAUUGUAGGCCUGUACAAUGAUGCCUGUUUUGUCUGUAAUCUUCAGGGAGAAGCCUAAUUCGUGUAAAGAUUAGGAAAUGGCAUUUAGUACAGCCAGUUGGGGGUUUAAUAUGUAACAGAUUUAUAGCACAAUAAGAAAUUUCUUUUAAAUUUUUUUCUUCAGAUCAUUUUACUUGCUUUCCACACCGUUAUGAGUUAGACCAUUCUGAAUUGUUUGCAUCAAGUUAUUCACUGUGUGAAGUGUUUAUUUGCAUGUUUACAGAUUGUUACCAAAGUUUAUGAAUUUGAAUACAUAUAAUAAGCGUAAAUAGUGUAAUUACAAAGUAUAUAGUGUGAUGCUAACGAGGCAGAUACGAUGUUAACAUACAUAUACCUUAGUGAUAUUAUUAGUAAAACAAAACUGUAUUAUUAUGUCUUCAGAGAAAUGCAGAAAAAAACAUUGUGGGUGUAUUUUAUGUUGAGUAUAAGCAUGAUGUAAAUCAAACAGUGCAAUCGUACAGACACUGAACAGGCUAUAUUAAAUCUAGGUUUACCUUUGACACUAGCCUGUAGCUGUUGUACGCAUACUAUUUGUAACCAUUUGUAAGCUGCUCAACUAUAUGUACAUACAGAGCCAAAUGUUGCAUUUAAUAUAAAAGGUCAUACUAUAGAUCCAGACUGUCUGUAUGUGCACUGUCACAUAGCAAAUUGUCAGGGCUGAGGGACUUCAUUAUUUGACAGCCUAUUACUUUACUUACUGAUUUGGGAGGAUAAUGAUGCGCAAAAGCCUACACGUGGCCUUUCCUCCGUAUUUGCCUGUUGAUUAACUACUGUACUGUACAGACAGAUUUUGCUCACAUAUUAAAUCGUGGCUAAAUGCAUAAUAGAUUCUCUAAUAGUAUAUAAACGCCCCAAAAGAUGAAAAGCGCCUUAAUGGAAAUUGUAUUAUCGGUCAUAAAGUAAAACACUGCCCAUAUGAAAACAGUCGCACAAAAAAAAAAACAGUGUCAAAUUAAUCGCACAGAAAUAUUCUUGUGUAUGACGUAAACACCAAUGAAAUAAAUAAUCGUACCGGAAACACUGCCAAUGAAUGUGAAAUUAGUCAUACUGUAAACCACAAAGGCAUAUAUAUCCCUCCAUUAUAAAACACUAUCACAAUAAAUGUGGAAGAAGUAGUACACAAAAAUUCUGUCCAUAAAUGCGAAAUUAGCCAUAUAGUAAAACACUGCCCGUCAUGUGAGUUCAGGUGUAUAGUACAUAUUUUCGGUGGAUUCGCAGCGUACACAUAUCCCCCACCCACUCCACCCCACCGCAGCACGAGUCCGCCCAUGCACGCGCGAAGUCGACUAAGCACAAGUUAUUGGUUUGAAAUCUGGAGGUAACGGUUUAAUAACUGUUACAGCUGUCAGAGAUAGCAUAUUUGUGGGUAGAAAUCUUAAUACGUAUAAUGCAAACCUAAAUGUGCCAUUGAUUUUCUUUAUCAUAUAUGAAUAACAUAAAUCAUUGGAUUAUUUCUUUGUCAAUCGGAUUUUCCAAAAGUACAUGUAUAAUGCUCGUCUUGUCGAUAAUAGGCGUGAAAUGCCAAUGUUAGCUGUGAACUGCCGAUCACAUACUGGCAUUCUGCAUAGUACUUUGACUUCUGCCUGUAAGGCAUCAGAUGUGAUUGUUUUUCUUUCAUUUUUAGGAACAAUCAUUUACCUGGUGUUAUUAUAAAGUUAAUAUGUAGCCGAGUUAUCGUAUUUGCUGGUGUCAUCUUUCACUCAUUUUGCCAUGUUGUUUGACCAUAGGCUUUUCUAUGUUUUUAUCCAUUUCUACUCUAUACCCCAAUAAUAUUACUCCAUGCCAGUUAGCCCUCUUUUACCAUUGUGUUCGUUGUUUUCUCUAGACUAAGCCAAAGUUGGAACCUCCAUACCUUGUGCUGUUUGCUUAACAUUUAUAAUCCAGAUAAUUUUACCAUAGUAAUAGGGACAAAAUGAACGGACUAGAGUGUAUUGAUUUUGCCGUAUAUGCUUUUACUUGUAUUAGUACGUAGAAAAUGUUGUAUUUUCUGUAUGAAGUAUUGCCUAUCUUGGAAGUAGAAGGAGAUACCUGUGUAUAUAAAUGUAAUUUCACCGUGUAAUAAUUACAUCUACGUAAUGCAUGGUGGAUUGAUUGACCGCGUAUUGUGUUGAUUUUAGUGAGACUAUUCAUGGAAUGGCUUUCAAAGAAUGGAAAAAAAGACACAUUGUUUGGUUCUGUUAUAUGGUUCUGAACUAAUUUGUACAGUUGUUCUCUGUUGACAAUAUUUUCUGACAUGUAGUCUAUAUAGUGCAGUGAUGGAAGGUAGUCGUAUUGUGUCCAAUUUGCACAAUGUCUUGAGAACAUUAUAUCGUUAUUAUUUACACCGAAAAGCUUUCCUAUCCCUCAAGAAAAAAUUCUUGAAAAUUAUAUGACAGCACGUUCUCUGACGGCAUUGAUCAGUCGGUCACUAUCCUACUAUGCCGAGGUCAAUGACAUCAUUGAUCAGUCGGUCACUAUCCUACUACGCAGAGGUCAAUGACGUCAUUCAUCAGUCGGUCACUAUCCUGCUACGCCGAGAUCAAUGACAUCAUUGAUUAGUCUGUCACUAUCCUGCUACACCGAGGUCAAUGACGUCAUUGAUCAUUCGGUCACUAUCCUAAAACGCUGAAGUCAGUGACGUCAUUGAUCAGUCGGUCACUAUCUUUCUACGCCGAGAUCAAUGACAUCAUUGAUUAGUCUGUCACUAUCCUGCUACACCGAGGUCAAUGACGUCAUUGAUCAUUCGGUCACUAUCUUUCUACGUCGAGGUCAAUGAAUUUCAGCGGUUUUCGUCAUUUUGAUACACUGUGGCGAUACAAUCGUUUUCGAGACAAGAGAAGGAUUGGUAUAUGAGGCGAGGGCGUUGUACAAAUAACUGUCCUCAUCUGUCUCCAUGCAUUCUCGAACAAACCGGGUUGAUCCCCCGACAAAUUAAGAAGCAAGAUAGGGUAAUCCUUUCAGUUGAUGAGGAGGUCACCUCUGCUCGAUUUGUGAAUCAACAUUCUUCUCAACACCAAUGUUAACACACUUAACACUUCUUAACACACACUUACAUUAAUGUCUUGAAUGUCACUUUACCACGCUGUAAGGAAACGUUUUCUUACAGCAGACCGACGUGGAGACAUAGUGGGAUAAGUAUAUCUGGUGCUGUCAAAUACAUGUGAAAAUUCGCUUCUGUCAGUUUCAUGUGAACUCUCAAAAACCGUGCAUCACACAGAAGAAUGUAUACUAAAGCUAAAU